Molecule: messenger RNA, 1095 nt
Organism: Colletotrichum phormii
Lineage: Eukaryota; Fungi; Ascomycota; Sordariomycetes; Glomerellales; Glomerellaceae
Exons: 3
Coding region: 1-1095 (364 amino acids)
Molecular function (GO): 2-oxoglutarate-dependent dioxygenase activity
Source: RefSeq, a predicted model, not a curated record
AUGGAUGGUACUGCUGCACCCUACGCACCAACGGCAAACCUAGACACGGUGGUUUUCUCCAAAGUAUUAGACCGCGAUCCGGCGACCAUUGACAAGAUCGUCUCUGCCUGCGAGAAUGUUGGAUUUUUCUACUUGGACAUUUCGGACCAGUAUUCCGCCACAAUGCUAGAGAAUCUUGACAAGUUGAACAUUGUCAUGAAAGACUGGUUUAACCAGCCAGCCGCCGCAAAGCGCAAAGAGCUUGCCAUCAGCAUGGCAUCUCAUGGAUACAAGCCAAUUGGAUCCCAGGCUGGAACGCAUGGGGGCCGUGAUGGCUGGGAAGUUCUCAAGACCGGUAGCUUCGAGUUGGCCGGACGGUGGGGUCUACCCCCCGUGGUCGAAAGUAACCUCCAGACGUUCACCUCGUUCCAGAGCCAGUGUCAUUACAUCACGCGAGUGCUUCUUGACCGCAUCUCCAACGCUUUGGGCCUAAAGGGGGCACAGAGCCUCAACCACUUCCAUCGCAGCGACUGCCCGUCUAAGAGCGCGCUUGCGUUCUUGCACUACAUUCCUAUGGAUCCGACAGGAGGUUAUGCCGGACACAACGUCCACACUGACUAUGGCACACUAACGCUUGUCUUUGCGCCUCAGUGGGGGUUGCAAGUUCUUUCACCUCCUGAAGCGCCCCCCCCGUCAUCGGCCUCCUCUUCAGCGUCUCACGACUCAGAUGAAAGUCUCGAUAGUGGCUACCACAGAGGACACAAUGAGAGCACCGACGAUGCGAAUCUCAAGAAAGAGAAGGUGGAAGCAAACUUAGAGUGGCAGUAUGUCGAGCCGCGUCCCGGUUGCGCCGUUGUCAAUGUGGCUGAUGUGCUACGAUUCUUGACACGCGAUAGACUGAAGUCGGCGGUACACCGGGUGCUUCCGCUGCCUGAUGUGGAUCGCUAUUCUGUCACAUACUUCCUGCGACCUAGUGAUGACGUUGAGUUCAUCGAUGGAGAAGGUCGGUUGACAAAUGUCAUGGAUUGGUACGACCGUAAGAACAACAUGUAUGAGGCUUCUUUCGGAGCUCAGGAUCGGUCCCUGCUGAUCGGAGGGUUGUACAAAGAGGUGUAA